Molecule: messenger RNA, 4690 nt
Organism: Anneissia japonica
Lineage: Eukaryota; Metazoa; Echinodermata; Crinoidea; Comatulida; Comatulidae
Product: TGF-beta-activated kinase 1 and MAP3K7-binding protein 2-like
Exons: 7
Coding region: 345-1775 (476 amino acids)
Source: RefSeq, a predicted model, not a curated record
UCCGUCUGCACUACUCUCUCUCUCUAGGUCUGGAUGCUUUUUCCUGAUGAUCCCUCCUCCCCACCAUCCGAUUGAUCCGAUGGCUUGCAGCUCAGGUGACUGACACAGCGGAGCAGCGAGUGGAGGAACGUGAGAGGGAAGCCUCUAGCCCUAUGUGAACAAACAAACUUACAAGAGCAAAUUCGGAACUGAGUAAUCAGACAUUAUCCUCUGUAGUUUAAAUCGAGCUGAUCCGCGCUUUGUAAUAAAACUUGACGUACGAUCUCUUGGCAACAUCUGCCCAAGAUCAGAUACUCCUUUUGACAUCUGUAGUUUGUAUAAAAGCAUGUACAGUCUAUUAUAAGAUGGCAGCCAGUGGUGAUCAUAUAUAUAAUAUCCUGCAAAGCUUGAGGGCCAGGUUCCCAGAGGUAUCGGAUGACGACAUCUGGAGGGUCAUGACACAGAAUCAAAAUGAUUUUAAUGCUUGCUACAACACUUUGCAAAAAGAACGAGAAAAUCGGCACUAUUAUGGUUCGGGCCAAAGGACUAUGACGACCUCUGCUGUGGAUCUUCGAGAAAGACAAAAUGAUAAUGGCAUCCAAAGCACAACGCAGCAUCCAAAACAUCGUUACAGCGAACCAAAUGUGCAAUAUCAGAGGAACAUCUCGGAGGCCACUAUACAUCUAGAACAGCAGCAACGACCAGUCUCUGCACCGCCUGACAGAUCUAGUUUCAUCCUACAGUAUCCAUUACAGCAAUACAUCAACCAAACACCCAAUCCAACUCCUGUACAUUAUUCUACACCAUACAAUACAAGGAUCACACCUCCAGCACGUUCAUACUCAACUUCCGCAAGUCUAAUGAUGAACCAGCCAGAUCAUCAUCCCACUCAACACUGGACAGAUCCGCAACAGCGGUACGCUACAACUAGCAAUAACAACCAUCAGUAUAAUAUCAGUUCCACUUCACCGUCUCAAGUAAAUAACAUGGUGUCUUCUAUUCAUUAUGUUACAUCGAAUAAUCUACCAUCAACUCCAGCUUCCAGUAGAUCUAAUGCAUUGCUUCAUCAUGCGCUUACAAGCCCGGAGCUUGGGAGGAGGCAGAUGUAUCCAAGACAGUUAAAUUUAAUGGCGACUCCUAAUGAUCAUGGUCCUGGAACACCUCCACCCAUUAAACCUAUGAUGUCACCAGCAUCUAGUCUCAGCUCCCUUACAGACAGUCCUGAAGUGAAACCAGAUUUAAAACAGCCACCAUUGCCACUCACCAAAGAACAGGAGGACUUUGCAUACACACAAGCCUUGCUUCUUCAUCAGAGGAUGAGGUAUGACAGAUUAAGUAAAGACUAUAAGGAAGAGAAAGAAAACCUUGAAAUGUUAAAGCAAGAAGUUGAAUCGAUGGAAAAACAACUGGGAGAAAAACGAGCAAACAAAUCAGCAGUUUCUACUUCGGCAAAAACAGUAACAAAACUUUCUGAGCAGAACAGGCAACUUGAAAUCGACAUAAAAUGCAUGACACGCGAAAUUGAGCUACACAAGAAUCAAGGUAAAUACAGCGAUGGGUUUUAUCAAAACAUUGGUUAUACCGGUGCACCAGGACCAGUCCAACCCGGACAACCAGACCCCCGUGCAAUUCUUCCAAAUUUUCAAGUACCAAGGGUGCGUGAAGAUGAGGGAGGCAGUGAUUGGUUGUUAGUGGAACAGAACGAUGAUCAACAAUGGAGCUGUAACGCUUGCACUUUUCUUAAUCAUCCCGCCCUCCACAAAUGUGAAACAUGCGACUCGCCACGUGGUCCAUAAGUGAAUUGUUUUUGUAUAUUUUUUUUGGCAAGCAAUGAUACAGUGCCCCCCCCCCCACAUAGUAAGUUGGCUGCUAUAAUUGGAAUAAGGUUUAAUUUAUUCACAUGGACUAUCUUCACCCAGAAGUGUAAGUGUGUAGCCAGUGGUAACAUUCAGUGCCAAGCACCGAUCAUUCUGGUUAUAGCAUGGUAUUCUCCAGCAGUGGCAUCUUGGAGUAUUGACAUGGGGGGAAGGGGCUGGUGGGUGGCAUGAAUGUUAAAUUGGGGACAGAUUGAUGGUUAAGUGAGGUGCUUGUUAUUAUUAUUAUUAUUAUUUAAUAAGAGAUUUAUACCAUGCCAAUUCAAAAUGGCAGCAAAUGAAAUAUAAUCUAAACUAAAAUAAAAUAAAUUGUAUUUGACUCUGUGGUUUGCUUGGUAGUAUAAAGUGUUAUAAUUUUCAGUCUUGGUUAAGGCCGAUAAUAGUUUUCGCUGUUAACGUACAAUUAAUAUAUAUAAAAGCAUACAGUGUGUAUAUAAUUUAAUCGUAAUUAUGAAUUCAUACGCCAAUUAAAUGUUCCAUUUUAUUAUUUAGUGUUCAAACUUUUAAUUUAGUAAUAGCUAACAAUAAUGAUCUAUCCAAUUGUAUCACUUUACACAAUGGUUGUACAGUGCAGUUUAAUAUUUGCAACAGUAUGUAAAUAAUUUUUAAAAGGUAGAUUUAUCGAUUGAAUCCCAUGCUUUUGGCAAAUCAAGUAAAAUUGCCAAAAUGAAAUACAGAUUAAAAAUAUGAUUAAUCAGGGAGAUCAGUCUUAGAAAUUGUGGUUAUCAGAAAAUAUUGAAGGUUAAAUAUUAUAAUGAAUACCUUUUGCAGAAAAAAAAAUUGUUUUUAGAGGCCUUAUUUGCCACAUGAAAAUGAGAAAGUAGAUGAAUUUCCAAUAUAUAUAAGUUCCAUAUAGAAAUUUCUUUAAGUAAACCAAAUACUCACUGUUAUUUUAUAGAUGAAAGUUUUGCCCAACUCACAGUUAUGCUUUGUCAGAUAGAUGUGGUUUGUUUAUUGUUGCUCCAGACGUUGCUGGGUCUUAUGUAUUGAUACACUUCAGUUGUUUUCAGAAAUUUGUCGUAAAUGUGUGAUAAUUGGUGUGAGCAUUGGUCUCGAUUCUGAAAACAACUGAAGUGUAUCCUUACAUAAGUUCCACCAACGACCGGAGCAACAAUAAGCAGACCACAUCUAUCUAACCAAGCCUGACUGACAGCUGGGCAGAGCUGUCAUCUACAAAAUAACAGUGAAUUUUGGCUUACUUCGAAAAAUUUCUAUAUGGAAACCAGGUCAAUUAUUUAGAAUUUUGUUAAUUUUUUUAAAUAAGUCUUCUGAUAAAUCUGAAGCGAUAGUGUCCGUGAUCCAAACAUUGGGACGCAACCCAUAUUAUAGGUUGCGAAAUGCUGUGUUAGACACAUGUAAAGUAGUACUGUACAUAUCUAAAUAGAGUUAGGUGCAGUUACACAACCAAUAACAGGAUACAAAAUUCAGGAUGUUUCAUUUCAGCAGGCAUAGAAGGAUGAUUGUUCUGAAAUAGUUUUGAUGAUUUUUUGUUAAGUUUUUAUUUUUGUUUUAUUAAUAUUGAUGAUAAUGUUAGUACAGUAUUAGUAAUUAUGAUGAUGGUAAUACUAAACUUAAUGAUAAUUAUGUUAAAUAAUAUUAUAGAGAAUGUGUUAGAGAAUUUGAUAUAUGUUGGUGUCAAAUCUGCAAUAAGGCUUCUCCUGUAUUGUCUGGGGGUGGGUGGGGGGAGGCUGGUUUGGAGUUAAAUAGCCCAAUAUAUGUCGUCAUUAUUUUUUAUUGCUCUGGACUUGUAGCAAUAAUGCUAUUUUUUCUAUUCAUUUUUUAAAGACUUAGAUAACAAAAUGUUUCAUUAUUUUAUUUUUAAAAGGAACAGCAAUGGAUUAGAUGAUCUAGUGCAAUUCAAAAGGAAAUUUGAAUUGUCAGCUGCACAGACAGUUGUGUAGGUGAGGGUGUGUGUGUGUGUAUUUGUGGGGUUGUGUGUUAUUAUGUACAUUAGUAUUGUAAUUCAUAACUUGAUAGCCUUAGUAUAAAUAAUCAACAAAUAUUAGGAAUAUUUUGAAUAGAUAUUAGAAUUGAAUAAAUGCUUUCAUUUUAAACCAUAUUUUUCUUUAAUUGUAUAGAGCAAGUAUUUUAGAGUAUCAAAUAUUUUGAAAUGACUGUUAAAUAAUGUUUAUCAUAUUAUAUUUUCUUUUAUAUAAACAAUAUCAUAUCAUUCUAAAUGUAUGAUAAGGUGCUAUGUAUUUUUUUUGAUUUGUCACCAAGUGAUUUAUAAAUGCACCAUAGGUACAUAAUUUGUUUGACUAAUUAAUAAGAGAGGAUCAUAAAUGCAGAUAACUCCACUAGCCUAAGGCAUAUUGUGCAGAGCUACCAUGCAACCAAUGUUCACGGAAUGAUCUUCCAAGAAGGUGUGCAAGGGUGUUGCACAUUCCUUAGUUCCAACCCAUUGGAGCUGGACAUGCAGACAAUACAUCAAAUCAUCUCUAUCAGGGGUGGAUCCAGAGUUUUUCAAACGGGGGAGGGGGAAAGGCACACAACAUUUUUAGAAUAGAUAAAUGUGUAGCACUAAUUUCAAUACAUAACAUUGAAAUGUUAAAAUUUAGUGUUAAAAUGGGGCCCCUAAUGGAUCCGUGCCAGUCUAUGGUCAAACUGUGGGCAUCAGAUGGGUAUUUGCUAUCGCCCAGAAUCUCAGUGGGGCAGUAAUAAUCUGCUGUAGCCAUGGUUGGAACAUAGAUGUAUUUCAAUUUUAGAAAAUUGGUCGGUUUCGAUUUUAGUCAAUUUUCGUAGUUAUUAGAUUUGUAGAUCGAUUAUUUUCACGUUAUUAAUAUUAAUCUAUUCAAAUGUAAAAUGUAUAGAUUUAACUCUUUUUUUUUUUAGAAAUA